Molecule: messenger RNA, 603 nt
Organism: Peronospora belbahrii
Lineage: Eukaryota; Oomycota; Peronosporomycetes; Peronosporales; Peronosporaceae
Source: the annotation of a GenBank genome assembly
AUGGAUGCCGUGGUUGCCGUCUUUGUCAUGGAAGUAUGCAAGUCGACAGAUAACUGCUCAGAUAUGCUGGAGGGUGGCGUGGAAUCGAAUUUAGCUCAGCAACAAAACUACAAGCAAUUUACAUAUGCUGCGUCCCAGCAACUAAACACUUUGCAGAAACAUACACAGCACGAGCGGCCCGGUCUCAUUGCUAGUUCUCCAAUAAUCGCUGACAUAUACCAAGAGGCUGAUAUUGAUGCUGCAUUUGUUACAGAUAUGUAUUUUGCACAGAUAAAAGAAAACCGGGUACCCUUGACAAAGAAAUGUGGAUGCCAGCAGCAAGUCGAAGAUAACAAUUCUAGCCAAAAACAACGGUUGGAAAGUCCUUCAUUUCAUAACAUCCCUUGGAGUAGGCAGCGGCAAUCUUUCAAUCCAGCGCCAACUUCUGUAAGCCUAGUUAACAAUGAUAACGACGUGUAUAUCAUGGACGACUAUCGCAAUAGUCUGCCAACCCAGAAUCGAGAAGAGCGAUCUGGUGCACCUACACAACCGCGCUUUAAUUUUAGUCCCUGGAGUCAACAAGCUAAUGCAAGUCAGUCUAUUAUCCGCAAAUGGAAAGAGUAA